AAAGACAUCCGUUUUGAGUUCACUGAACACGUCAAAGCUGAAAAGGAUUAUUUCAUUAGAUCUAGAAGACCAGUAGAGAUCGACAUACAGUGAUACACUGUCUCUUAUAGAAGAUCAAAUUAUUCUAGAUCUUGAUCUUAGCUCUAGACUUCUGAUCUAGAUCUAGAUAUUUAGACUCUAGUAAUUUAGCUUUAGCAGUUACUGAGUUGGAUUCUCUAGGAGACUAGACUUACCGUCACUAGAAUUCAAUCUAUCUAAAUCAGUAAAUCAGUAAAAUCUAUAAUAAUGAUAUAUAUAUCUAACACUAACAGUUACCGUAACACUGUAACUUGACAGUGACUGUUCUGUUAGUGUUAUUUUUGUUGCUUAUAAUGACUUAUAUGUUCAAGAGUCUACACUACUCUACACAGUGACUGACUUGAAUCCGUAGCAGCCAAACAGUGAAACACUGUAACAGUUGUAGACUAUAAACUAUAACUAUAAUAAACAGUAACAUUAUUAUCAUUAUCUAGAAUCUAAAUCUAGACUAGAUUUGUGAAUACUACAGUACUUCUAGACUGAACUGUUACUGUGAGUGAGUGUGACAGUCCAGAUUUAACACUGUAACAGUCAUUAAACAGUGUGUACUUUAACCAAGAGAAGAAUCAAAGUCAAAGGCUUACUCACUGAUCAUUGUUGCGUUUGAUAGUCUCAUUCAUAGAUCUAGUGCGACUUAUUCAUAGAUACAUUGAAGAUGAUUAGAACACUUGUGGCUGCUUUGGUUUGUCUUUGUCUCACUGCCAAAGUUCUAGGAUUGCCAGAUAUUCGAGUCAAAAGAGCUCCUGUAUCUACACCUUCUGAUCCAACCAAUCCUGCUGGGCUUAUGCAACCUUUACCACCAGACAACAUGGCAAAAAUUCCUGAAAAACCUAAGCCUAUCAAGAUUGCUGAAAGCCCAGAGUGUCUUGAAGAUGUCCAGAGGCUGUGUGCAGAUAAAGCUAAAGCCAACAACUUUAUUGUGCUGGAUUGCUUGCAGGAUAGUAUCUCUGCAACAGAAAGUCUUUCUUCCCAAUGUGAUCAUUAUUUGUGGAAAUACAAAAAUAAGCUGUCUAAAGAUAUUCGAUUUGAUCGUGCAUUAGAUGAAGCUUGUUCUCCUGAAUUAGAGAAGAUUCCUGAUUGCAAAAAGUUGCCGAAGGGUGAAGGCAAAAUCAUCCCAUGUUUGAUAGAUCAUUAUGAACAGGUUAAAUCCAAACCCUGCCUUACAUUUCUCAACAAGAUGGCCAGCAUUAUAUUCAGUGACUUUCAUUUCAUGGAUUUCUUUAUGAAGAACUGCAGUCAGGAUAUUGAGAGAACACAGUGUGGGCGAAUUGAAAACCUGGAACCUGAGUCUACAAGCAGCCACCAGCAGGGUAAGACCAUCUUUUGCCUGAACUUACACAGAAAAAACUUGACCAAGACCUGCAAGAAAGCAUUGUUGAGAGUGGCGGAGCUUCAGUCUGAUGACUACCACCUGGACAGGCCGUUGUACUAUUCCUGUAAAGCAGACAGGGAAAACCUUUGUCAUGAUGUUGUAUCUGGCAAUGGCGCUGUCUUUAAAUGUCUUUAUAAACAUCUGGGAGAUCCCAAACUGACUCCUGACUGUAAAGAAAAACUGGAAGCCAGACAGGCUUUAAUAGCUGAGGAUGUCAAAGCUGACAAGUCCUUCUACACAGCAUGUGGGCGUGACAUUGAAGAAAAUCAGUGUUUGAAGAAGAAUGACAACUCUGAUGAUGAAGUUGAUGACAAUUUGAGACGGUCUUCAGUAUUGCUUUGUUUGGAAGAAGCUCAGAGUGAUGGAGAGAAAAAAGUGAGUCCUAUGUGUAUCCAGGCCAUGUUUGAGCUGCGUUCUGAACUGAUGCAGGACUUCAAGAUCAGUCCUGAGCUAGUCAGUAGCUGUGAGAAGGAGAUUGUCAAGGAAUGCAAAGGUCUGGAUGCAGGUGGAUAUACCAUCAACUGUCUGAUGAAGCUGGCAGUCGUGAAACAUAAAGGGGGAGAUGAACCUGAGCUGAUAAGUUCCAAGUGCAAAGCUCAGCUGAGUCAACUUCUUCAUGUGGCCAACCCUGGAGAGGACAUUCGUCUGGAUCUCCCACUUCAGCGAGCUUGUGGUGAUGUGGUAACAAAGGCAUGUCAUGAUCUCCAGGCUGGACACGGAGAUGUUAUUACAUGUCUGUUGGAAAAUAUUGAUCAUGAGGAUAUGACAGAUGAGUGUGAGGAACAGCUGCUUCUCAUACAGUACUUUGCUGUCAGAGAUUUUAGACUUGACAACCACUUGUUUAAACAGUGUCAGAAAGACGCAUUUCAAAUUUGUAAAUCUAAUGGUUAUGCUGAUCCCAACACCAUGGAACCUGAGCAUGGCCCACUAGUUUUCUCCUGCCUGCACCGAGCAAUGCGUUCCAAAAAUCCUAAUGAUAUGAAGCCCUCUCGAGGAUGUGUACAUGAGAUCAAACGUGUUUUACGAGAGCGCUCCACUAGAGUGAAACUUAUUCCUGAGGUUGAAGAGGCCUGCAUGAUGGAUCUCGCAGAAAUGUGCUCAGAUGAAGAACAUAAGCAAGCUGAUAAGGAAAUGGAGUGCCUGCAAGAUAAUUUUGAUGACCUUGGAGAGAGAUGCAAAGCUGUGGUGGCCAAUUUCACAGAGGAAGAAAUGGAAGACAUUGAGAUGGAUCGUAUCCUUAUGAAAGCCUGUACUCCCAUGAUUAAAACAUUUUGCAGAGAACUGCUGAAUUCUGAUGCAAUGCCCAAUGAAGUUCUAGACUGUUUAAUAGAACACAAGAACAAUCUUGAGAUGGAUGACAAAUGUGCUGCUGGGAUUGAACAUCAUCAGAUUAUUUCAAUGAAAGAUUUUAGAUUUAACCACAAGUUCCGUGAGGCAUGUCAGAUUGCAGUGGGCACUUAUUGCACACACAAGAAAACAAAGUAUGAAGUGGUGGCCUGCCUCAGUGAACAUGUCAGGAAUGACACUCUGUUAGAGAAAGAGCAGAGGAUAGAAGCUGGUUGCCAGAAACAGUUGAAGUUUGAGCUGCUGCAAAGGGGAGAGUCUAUCAACCUCGACCCCAAACUAAAGGCUGCUUGUCAUGAAGAUAUUUCAAAAUUCUGCAAAAGCAAAAAACAGGGAGAAGGGGAAAUUAUUGAAUGUCUCAGAGGUCGCAGGAAAAAAUUAACAGAAACAUGUCACGUUUUGUUAUUUCAAAGAGAGAAAGAUGAGGCACUUUUUGGGGACUACACUGUCCAUCAUUUAUGUAGAAAAAUGAUUCAGAAAUUCUGCGCUGCUGAUCAAAAUGAAGACGACAUAAUGAGCUGCUUGAAAUCUAACAAAAAUGCCAUUGAUUUCGAUGACCGUUGCCGCCAGAUUGUGCUUCGUCGCCAGAUUGAACAGUCCCAAGAUUACCGCUUGAACCCUCAUUUGCAAAAAGCUUGCCGGCUUGACAUUCCAAAAUAUUGUUCUCAACUCUAUGAUGGUGUUAGCAAAGAUAAAGAGAUGGAUGGGGUAGUGAUUGAUUGCUUGAAGAAACAAUAUGCAAAGAAGGCCAAUAGCCUGUCUACAGACUGUGAGCAUGAGAUCAAAGCUCAAAUCAAAGAGGCUGCCCUGGAUAUUAACUUAAAUCCUGUCUUGAUGAAGACUUGCAAGUCUGAUAUCAAAGCCAUCUGUCUAAAUGAGCAAUUUCAGAAAGAUGGAGAUGAGGACGAUGGGGAUGACAAGUUUACACAUGGGGAAGGAACCAUUAUUGAAUGUCUCAAAAGAAAUUUUUUCAAACUGAAAAAUCCUGAUUGCAAAAAGGAAGUUGCCUUCACAAUUGCAGAAAGUCGUAUUGAUGUUCAGGUAGAUCCAAUACUUCAGGCUACAUGCCAGAAAGACCUGAUACACUUGUGUAAGACAGUGGCUCAAGGACAAGGACGGCAGAUGUCUUGUUUGCUGGCCUACUUAGAGAGUGAAGAAAAUUUAUUGUCAAGAAACUGCAGAGAGAUGCUGAAACGAAGAAAGGAUUUGUGGGAAUAUGCUGCAAAGGUGGCACCAGCUGAAAGUUUUGGAGAGCUGUAUGAACAAAUAUCCCAAUCGCCAUCUCGGAACUACUUUUUUGCCAUUUUGUUCACUGUUGUUGGCAUCAUUUUCAUUGUUGGGCUGAGCUGUGGGCGGGUAACCAAGAGAGUGCGAGCGGAAUUGAAAAACAAGUAAUAUUAUUAAAAUGUAUCAAUUCACCAUUAUUUGAAACCAUCAGUGUGACAGAUGUCUGGCAUUUGGCUGUGAGAAGGAUGAAACGUUUAGCAAAUUUGUUGAUUCAAAUGUAUUAUUUUUUUUAUUCCUGUUGAUUUAGUAACUAAUCUUCAUGUUUGACAUCAAAUAUUGUCAAAAAAAAACAACUAACUUUUGUGACUUUCUGUGGUAUCUCUGAAAUUCUUUAAAAGAUUUUUUUUUGUCAUAUAGAGAAAAAUUGUUACUUGAUGUCUUUCAAAAAAGAAAAAAAAUAUCUAAUGAAUAUUGUGGAAAAAUAAAAUUAUAUAGUUUUGACUUGAGAAAUUCCAAGAUGAAUGAAUAUUAUUCUGCUGUUCAUACCCUUUCCUAGUAGUCUGUAGACUUGUAGUGUUUGUGUUUUAUGACAUUACCUAUAGAUGUGGUUCAGUAUUAUUUGAGUUGAAUGUCUUAUAGUUCAAAUUUUUUUUUAUGAAUGUGAGUGUUUGGAGUCCAUUUCAUCAAUAAUUUUUAUUUUUUUUUUAAAUUUUGAAAGUAUUUUUUACAUGUAUUCGUUUUGUUUAAAAUGCCUUUUGUUUUUUUAAGCUUUGCCUUUAUUUGAUGUGAGAAUGAUAUUAUUUAUUAAUCCUUUGGUUUGUAUGUACUUGCAGAUAAACUUGACAUUCAUACAACAUGCUGAACAAAUUUUUUAUCUUUAACAUUCAACUGUGUUAUGUAUUGUCUGGUCAGACGUUUUUUUUUUCAUUUUUCCAAUUCAAUUUAACAUCCUCCUCUAGUGUUUGAACAUGACUUCCUUUAUUUGGCAGACAAGAAUCUUGUCAGUCACCACAAUUGCAUUGUAAAAGAGUCUGUUAUAACUUAUCUGUUUGUCAAAUCCAAACUCUCACAGCACUGAAGGAGGUACCUUGUGAUAACCAAGGCUAUGAAUUAUUUCAGUUUGUCUGGUGACAUAAUGUCCUUCCAGAGACAUCACACUAAGAACAAAAGACUUUAAUGUUUCAUUUUCUCUUUUAGAUUUUUUUCUAUGUAAAAAAAAAUAAUAUAAAAAUGGUUAAAUUAGGAUUUAAAAAAAAAUUAUUCUAUUGGAAAUGCUGCAAAAGAUCACCCUCUUAUAUAUAUUAAUCACAAUGUGGAAUGUUUAAAAAAACACAACAUUAAAAUUGAAGUACCGUUGAUUAAAAUUAAAUUGCUUAAAAAUGCUGACUGAGCAGAUCUUAGUGUUUUAUCAUUGCAUCAAAUGAGUUCAAAUUAAAGCAGAUACCUUAAAAAUUUAAUUCUAUGCGUAUACUAUGUUGUUGUUUUCAGCGCUCUAUUUUAAAAUAAAGUUGUUAUUUUGUAAUAACAUUAUUUUUUGUGCUUUUUUUUACCAUUUGUAAUUAGGGGCUUGGAUUUAUUAUUAUAAUUUUUGUUUUGUUUUCUGUGUUAAACUUAAAAAAAACAAGAAUAGGACUUGCUUACAUAUGCUUUAUUAAUAAUUAAUAAUAAUUGUAAUCCAUAAUAAUACUAGAGUCCUCAUGUAUUUAAAGAUAUAUAUUAAAAAAGUUUGCUUGCUUGUAAAGAUGUUAUAAAUCUAGGGUCUAUACAACAUGCUAAUGUAAGAAGUUCAUCUUUUUUUUUUAGGUGUUAGCAAAAUGACCUUUAAUUUAUUGCUAUAAGAUUUUUAUUUGAAUUGAAGCAUGUUCUGUUAAUAUUCAAACUAGUUUUCUUUAUAAGGACUCCUAUGAGAAAUUGAAUUGGCACCUCAAAGUUUAUCACUUCAUAAGUCUUGAGAAAUUAAUUUAUAGUUUAAACUUUUGAUUUUCUAAUUACAAUUUUUAUUUACCUUUUUAUAAAUAAAGACAUUUUUAUAAGGAUGUAGGGUAAUUUUAAUUUUGCAUGCGGUGGAUUGAAUCAUGUAUGAAUUGCUGUACAGACUUUCUAAAGACCUAGAUGUCUGGAUGCAGUGUAAUGAAACAGACUUUUGCUCAUAGUAUUAAAUGUUUAGUCAUUAGUUUCAGAUUUUCAGUCUGUACAACUUCUGGUCUUUAGAACAUUUUCUUUUAUAGUGUUGGUAAUUUUUGUUUGUACAUAUUUCUAACAAAUUUAUGUUAUGAAUGCAGUGACAGAUUGGCCAAUAAAGUUUUAUUUUUCUAUGGAGAA
Messenger RNA from Biomphalaria glabrata, 6343 nucleotides. Its product is annotated as Golgi apparatus protein 1-like. The coding region runs from base 734 to 4189 and encodes 1151 amino acids. The transcript has 27 exons. The record is from RefSeq and is a predicted model, not a curated record. Gene Ontology annotation, cellular component: Golgi membrane. Gene Ontology annotation, molecular function: fibroblast growth factor binding. NCBI's taxonomy places the organism in Eukaryota, Metazoa, Mollusca, Gastropoda, Planorbidae.